Acomys russatus (golden spiny mouse) is the source of this 2370-nucleotide messenger RNA. Its product is annotated as polyunsaturated fatty acid lipoxygenase ALOX12. Gene Ontology annotation, molecular function: iron ion binding; arachidonate 12(S)-lipoxygenase activity; arachidonate 15-lipoxygenase activity. The record is from RefSeq and is a predicted model, not a curated record. Gene Ontology annotation, biological process: linoleic acid metabolic process; lipid oxidation. The transcript is spliced from 14 exons. Gene Ontology annotation, cellular component: sarcolemma; cytosol. Lineage: Eukaryota; Metazoa; Chordata; Mammalia; Rodentia; Muridae. The coding region runs from base 152 to 2143 and encodes 663 amino acids.
GCGGGGACUUGGGAGUGCCUUUGAGUUGUGAGGGCGGGGACACAGAUCCAUCUUUUUAAAGCCUUGGAACUGGCCCUGAGGCGAAGGUGGCCCUGGGCGGUCUUCGAAUUGAACUUGGCUUGGCUUGCCUCCUGAGAGGCCAGAGGGCGCCAUGGGCCGCUACCGUGUCCGCGUGGUCACUGGGGCCUGGCUCUUCUCGGGAUCCCUCAAUCGAGUGGGGCUGUGGCUGGUUGGGGCGCACCGGGAGGCGAAAUUGGAGUUGCAGCUGCGGCCAGCGCGGGGCAAGGAGGAGGAAUUUGACUUCGAUGUUCCCGAGGACUUGGGGCCACUACAGUUUGUGAAACUGUACAAACAGCACACGGUAGUGGACGACGCCUGGUUCUGCAACCUCAUCACAGUUCAGGGGCCCGGAACAAGUGCCGAGGCUGUGUUCCCGUGCUACCGCUGGGUGCAGGGAGAGGGGCUGCUGAGCCUGCCCGAGGGUACAGCCCGCCUGGCAGGAGACAACGCCUUGGAUGCCUUCCAGAAGCAUCGAGAAAAGGAACUGAAGGAACGGCAACAGACCUACUGCUGGGCCACCUGGAAGGAAGGCUUACCUCAGACAAUAGCAGCCGAGUGUAAGGAUGAUCUGCCUCCAAAUAUGAGAUUCCACGAGGAGAAGAGACUGGACUUUGAGUGGACACUGAAGGCGGGGGUUCUGGAAAUGGGCCUCAAGCGUGUCUACACCCUCCUGAGAAGCUGGAACCGUCUGGAAGACUUCGAUCAGAUCUUCUGGGGCCAGAAGAGCGCCUUGGCUGAGAAGGUGCACCAGCACUGGCAGGCCGAUGAGCUCUUUGGCUACCAGUUCCUCAACGGGGCCAACCCUAUGCUGCUGAGACGCUCCACCUCUCUGCCCUCCAGACUGGUACUGCCCUCUGGCACAGAGGAGCUCCAAGCCCAGUUGGAGAAAGAACUCCAGAACGGCUCCCUGUUUGAAGCUGAUUUCGUUCUGCUGGAUGGAAUUGCAGCCAAUGUGGUCCGAGGGGAGCAGCAGUAUCUGGCUGCCCCGCUCGUCAUGCUGAGGCUGGAUCCUGCUGGGAAGCUGCUGCCCAUGGCUAUACAGAUUCAGCCUCCCAGCCCCAGCUCCCCAGCCCCAACGCUGUUCCUGCCUUCAGAUCCUCCACUCGCCUGGCUCUUGGCUAAGAUCUGGGUCCGGAGUUCAGAUUUCCAGCUGCAGGAGCUCCAGUUCCACUUGCUGAACACUCAUCUGGUGGCUGAGGUCAUCGCUGUCGCCACCAUGAGGUGCCUCCCAGGACUGCAUCCUAUCUUCAAGCUCCUGGUCCCGCACAUCCGCUACACUAUGGAAAUCAACACCCGAAGCCGGACCCAGCUCAUCUCAGACGGAGGGAUAUUUGAUCAGGUAGUGAGCACGGGCGGAGGUGGCCAUGUUCAGCUGCUCACUAGGGCGAUGGCUCAGCUGACGUACCGCUCCCUCUGUCCUCCCGAUGACCUGGCGAACCGAGGCCUGCUGAGAAUCCCAAGUGCUCUCUAUGCUCAGGACGCUUUACAGCUCUGGGAAAUCACUGCCAGGUAUGUGAAGGGAAUGGUCCAUCUCUUCUACCAGAGUGAUGAUAUUGUGAGGGGAGACGGAGAGCUGCAGGCCUGGUGUCGGGAGAUCACUGAGGUGGGGCUGUGCCGUGCCCAGGACAGAGGCUUCCCUGUUUCCUUCCAGUCCCGGGCACAGCUCUGCCAUUUCCUUACCAUGUGCGUCUUCACAUGCACUUCCCAGCACGCUGCCAUCAACCAGGGCCAGCUGGACUGGUACAGUUGGGUACCUAAUGCUCCGUGCACAAUGCGGAUGCCUCCACCCACCAACAAGGAAGACGUGACGAUGGAGACUGUGAUGGGGUCGCUGCCUGAUAUUCAGAAGUCCUGUCUUCAAAUGACCAUCACAUGGCAUCUGGGUCGCCUCCAGCCAGACAUGGUACCUCUAGGACACCACAAAGAAAAGUAUUUCUCAGACCCCAGGACCAAAGCUGUGCUCAGCCAAUUUCAAGCAGAUUUGGGGGAUUUGGAAAAGGAGAUUACAGCCCGGAACGAGCAACUCGACCUGCCCUAUGAAUACCUCAAGCCCAGCCGGAUAGAGAACAGCAUCACCAUCUGAGGCCAGAGGUGCUGGCACCGGAUGGCUUCACGUCAGCGGUGGGACUGGCGCGCCCCUCUCGACCCUGUGCCUCCUCAUGUCUGCUGCUAAGACUCUAAUUCUUCUCCCAACCAAACUCUCCACUCAGCAUUUUACUGCACAGCACUGAGUGUUCUGCUAUAGAGAGGAACAGUUGAGUCUUUGGAGGCCACACUUUCUGCCACAGUUACUAGGCGCUCUCACUGUAC